AUGGACGAUCCAGAGCCCCUGAGAUCCCUUGAUAUUCCCCGUCCGCUGCCUCCAGACUCGCUGUCUUGUGUUGCGGAAGACGCGUCGACCUUGGCCGCGGCGCAGGAACAGGAACAACAGCCUCAGUCGAUUCAACAGCACGCGUCCAGUGACAAUGCAGUGGAUGCGCACUCUCUACCGCCCUUUCAUCUGGCAUCUGCUGGUCUAGACUCGUACACGUCGCAGCAAUUGGAGGGAAAUGAAGCUCGUCUGCCCCGGACGGCAGAGCCAUAUAACGCCCUCUCGCGCGAUGGUCUCCCUGCUUCCCUGCAACAGCGACAUCAGACCCAGCCCGAGACCGAGACCGACGUGUCGAUCUUCGCAUCGAAAGAGAACGGGUACCUCCGCGAUUUGAUGUCGGUGUUAGAUCCGCCGGACCUAGAUCUCUGGAGGGAAAGGCUAUUCAAUGUCGAUGAAACCAUUGUUUUGAGCGAAGAGCAGUUCCGCACUUAUUUCCCCCAUGUGGACAAUAUCUACUCGCAUCGGUCUACACAGCACUACAAGCGCAAGCCUUUGGUUUCCCACUACUGGGAUUGUCGACUCAAAGGCCGACCUCCCGGAACCCCCAAGUCUGAUGAUCCCAACAAGAAGAAGCGGAAACGCACCGCCCGUCAGCGGGACCUCUGCGACGUUAAGAUCAAGAUCACCGAAUACUUCCCGGCCUACGGCGACAUGAUCGGUUCGGACGCCAUUGGCCAUGGAAUUGAUACGCCAACGCUGUCCUCGGAGUCGCUGCCGAGCGCGAAUACGUUAUUUGCCGGCCAGGGGAGUGUGGGCGUAGAGCAGUCUAGCUCGCGAGGGAGUCAGGCGUUCGGAGUCCUCACGCCCAAUCCUCCCUUGCCCGAGGGCCAUCCGGGGGCCAACGGCCAGCGGUUCUUUACCGUCCAGCGGGUCAACGGGAACGGUGCCAACGGCAAGAACGACGGAGUGGGCGGAGGUCACCGACAUAGCCUGGAGGAGAGCGACCGGGUGAAAAAGAAUAGCGUGCAGCGGUAUCUGCUGAAGGAGGCCAAAGAGCAGAAGAAGGCGACGGCGGCUCGAACGAUGUCGGCUCAGACCCCGCAAUCGCAGAAGACGUAUCAUACCAAGGCCACCGGCGCAGCCGCCGUGACCGCAACGGAGCAUUCAGGGGAGCAUGGACUGAAACUGUAUGGCAGUUGCUUCUGUCCUUUUGUGCAGCGUGUUUGGAUAGCCUUGGAGGCCAAAGGUAUCCCCUACCAGUACAUCGAAGUCGACCCGUACCAGAAACCCCCUGAGCUACUGGAAGUGAAUCCAAGAGGACUUGUUCCUGCUCUGCGCCACGGCAAUUGGGGAUCGUAUGAAAGCUCGGUAUUGAUGGAAUAUCUCGAGGACCUCAAUGUCGGCCCACCUCUCCUCCCUCCAGGGGAUGCGCAAUUGCGCGCUCACUGUCGACUUUGGACAGAUUUUAUCAAUCGCCAUGUGGUACCGAAUUUCUAUCGCGUUCUCCAAGAACAGAACGACCAGAAACAAAUUUUGAAUGCGCAGGAGCUCAAAGACGCGCUGGCCACGUUGGUUUCGGCCGCCAACCCACAGGGGCCUUUCUUUCUGGGCCCGUCUCUCUCCUUUGUGGAUGUGCAAAUCGCACCCUGGGUUCUUCGGCUGAGCCGUGCCCUCAAGCCUUACCGGGGCUGGCCGGACCCCGAAGCAGGCAGUCGCUGGGCCACCUGGGUCAGCGCCAUCGAAGAUAACGAGCACAUCAAGGCGACAGUGAGCACCGAUGAGCUUUACCUUGACAGCUAUGAAAGAUAUGCGCAAAAUCGGCCCAACACCUCCCAGCUGGCAAAUGCAAUCAAUUCCGGACGAGGUCUUCCGUAA
Messenger RNA from Aspergillus steynii IBT 23096, 1875 nucleotides. Its product is annotated as glutathione S-transferase family protein. The transcript has 8 exons. Bases 1 to 1875 code for a protein of 624 amino acids. Gene Ontology annotation, cellular component: cytoplasm. The record is from RefSeq and is a predicted model, not a curated record. NCBI's taxonomy places the organism in Eukaryota, Fungi, Ascomycota, Eurotiomycetes, Eurotiales, Aspergillaceae.